UGCAACAAUAAAGCAACUUGUUCACAACUCUCAACUGACGAACUUGCAGACAUUUUUCAAUAGAGGUUGAUAGCACUGUAAUUUGUUAUUGCUUGUUGGGUUUUCUUUAAAUAUGUAGAUAAAUAUAUUUUAUUCAACUGGAAUAAUAUAUAGCGAUGGGCAGUAUAGACAGAGCUUGCAUAUCCGGAUUUUUAUGUCGUCUGUGUUCUGAAAUGCAUCGGAUAGUUAUACACAUAUACGGCGACCAAGGAAAAAAGUUGGGGCUUGUUGAAAAGAUUAAUGGCUACUUACCAAUUACGAUUUCACCAACGGACCCUCUUCCAAAAACUAUUUGUGAAUCAUGCCUUCGACGAGUGGAGCAACACUACGAUUUAUUAAUGAGGUUGUCAAGAAUAAGAGAAGAACGUUUUCUAAGAGUAAAUAAGCGACGAACUAUUCUGGAUACUAUUGAUGUUUCUAGCCCUGAAAUAUCUGAGGAGGAAGUUUACAACAAUACAGAUGAAUAUAACUCAAUAUCUUCCAUUUUACCUACAACGGUAUCUGCAGCUUCUUCACCCGAUACGACAGUUGAAAUACAACCACAAAAUACUGAGGAGGAAUCUCCUAUUUAGACUACGCAUUUAAAUUGUUGUGAAAAUCAAUCUCCUGACUUCCUUAAUUAUGCGUUUUAUUGUUACUGAAUUCAUAAUAUUUUUUAUUUAUUAAAAGUUUGAAAACUAGGAUAUAUUAGCAGUAAGUCAAUGUUAGUUGAAAACCUUGAAAACUAUGUAUUUUAUAUAAUAAAAAAUUAUUUAUUUUGUAUAAUGAAAAAAAAUAUUUGUUUUAUAUAAUUAAAAAAAGAAUUUAUUUUUAUAUUAAAAAAAAUUUAUUUCAUUAAAAUUCAAUUCAGUUCAUGCAGUUUGAUUUAAUGUUUAGCAUAAUUUUGUUUCAUUAUAUUUAUAUAAGCUAUGUAAGUUAUGAUUAGUAACGAAGAUUCUUACAAUAAACU
This is a messenger RNA of Teleopsis dalmanni, 988 nucleotides long. RefSeq lists its product as uncharacterized. The record is from RefSeq and is a predicted model, not a curated record. The transcript has 3 exons. Gene Ontology annotation, molecular function: zinc ion binding. Gene Ontology annotation, cellular component: nucleus. Bases 156 to 611 code for a protein of 151 amino acids. NCBI's taxonomy places the organism in Eukaryota, Metazoa, Arthropoda, Insecta, Diptera, Diopsidae.